Molecule: messenger RNA, 1617 nt
Organism: Striga asiatica
Lineage: Eukaryota; Viridiplantae; Streptophyta; Magnoliopsida; Lamiales; Orobanchaceae
Source: the annotation of a GenBank genome assembly
AAUUGGCGAGAUGACAUACAAACCGACCCCGUCGGUCCCCCUCCCUCUCCCGGCCAAGCCUCAUCUUGUUUCAAGAAACGUCGCCGUCAUCGGUGCCGGCGCCGCCGGCCUCUCUGCCGCCCUGGAACUUCGCAAAGAAGGCCACAUCGUCGUCGUCUACGAGCGGGCAACCCAGGUUGGUGGGACCUGGGCGUACACACCCGAAACAGAGACCGACCCGCUGGGACUCGAUCCGGCCCGAAAAGUCAUCCACUCCAGCCUCUACGCCUCGCUGCGGACGAACCUGCCCCGGGAGGUCAUGGGCUUCCGGGCCUACCCGUUCGUGGCGAGCGGGAAGCCCGGGAGAGAUCCGAGGAGGUUUCCGGGUCACGGUGAGGUGUUGGAGUAUUUGAGAGAUUUUGCCGACGAGUUUAGGCUCGGUGAGUUGGUUAGGUUCGGGAAUGAGGUGUCGCAUGUGGGGUUGGCCGAGGGUCGGAAAUGGUCGGUGAGAUCGAAAAUUGGGAAUGGGGAACAUGGAUACGAUGAGGUGUACGACGCUGUGGUAGUCUGCAACGGCCAUUAUACGGAGCCCCGUGUUGCAGAUAUACCUGGAAUUGAUGAGUGGCCAGGGAAGCAGAUUCAUAGCCACAACUAUCGCAUUCCUGAUCCCUUUCAUAAUCAAGUUGUGGUGCUAAUCGGGAGUUCAGCAAGUGCUGAUGAUAUCUCCCUUGAUAUUGCUAAAGUUGCCAAAGAAGUACAUAUUGCAUCUCGAUCAUUCCAGACUGUAGAUACUGGAAAAUUGUCUGGGCACGAUAAAAUUUGGCUACAUCCCAUGAUCGAAAGAGUUGAUAAAGAUGGUACAGUCACUUUCCAAGAUGGAAAUGCAAUCUAUGCAGAAGUGAUCCUUCACUGCACUGGGUACAAGUAUCAUUUUCCUUUUCUGGAAACAAAUGGCAUCGUGACUGUGGAAGACAAUCGUGUGGGCCCACUUUAUAAACACAUUUUCCCUCCCACCUUUGCGCCGUGGCUUUCAUUUGUUGGCUUGCCAUGGAAGGUUGUACCUUUUCCCUUGUUUGAAUUCCAGAGCAAGUGGAUUGCUGGGGUUUUAUCCGGACGAGUUCCCCUUGAAUCCACAAAGGAAAUGAUGGCUGAUAUUGAAGCUUUUUACUCGUCACUGGAAGCAUCCGGAACCCCCAUGCGGUACACUCAUCAAAUUGGUGAUUCUCAGUUUGAGUAUGACGAUUGGUUGGCUGCCAAGAGCGGCGCACCUCCAACAGAAGAAUGGAGAAAGGAAAUGUACUUUGUGAGCUGGAGGAGAAAGAGGGACACGCCCGAGACUUAUCGUGACCAAUGGGAAGACCAACAUUUGAUCCAACUUGCUCAUCAAGACUUCGAACGACACACUCCAGUGGUCUAUGUAUAGAAACACUGUCUGAAUUCUUAUCAGGAUGUUAUUUUGAACAUUGUUCUGAUAUAAUGUAUAAUAAUGUUGCACAAAUUAUUGUGUAAGAUAGUUUAACCAUUAGGUUGAUCAAUUCAUCACACAAUGUGAAUAAAAAUACCCCUUGAAGUGUAUUUUAGGAGUGAAAACUGGAGUCUGGACUAAAUAAAAUUGGAAUUAGGUUUAAAUGAAAAAAA